Tarenaya hassleriana is the source of this 1543-nucleotide messenger RNA. Its product is annotated as calmodulin-binding protein 60 E. The record is from RefSeq and is a predicted model, not a curated record. NCBI's taxonomy places the organism in Eukaryota, Viridiplantae, Streptophyta, Magnoliopsida, Brassicales, Cleomaceae.
GACAACGUCACACAUCAAAAUACUAUUUCUUGCAACAGAAUUCUUCAGAUCCACCAUUAAAGAACUGAUCUUGCUUCAGUGUCUUCCUCGUAUCCAUGUGGGCUGUGAAAAAGUUUGAAGCUUCCUUUGCUGUGGACAUGUGGGUUUUUUUUUUAAGUGUAAUAAAAUUCGAUUCUCUGGUCACAUAGAUCCAAAAAAAUUCUCUCGAAUGGAAAGUUCCACGGACAAGAGAAGCUAUGGAUUCGGUCAAGAGGAUACAGAAAUUGCUUGCUCUGGCAAGGCAACUAACUUCCACUUUCAUUACAGACUUCUUGGCUUUCCAGUUCACAAAGCUGGACAUCGGUUUUGAUACACUUCACUGUUAUAUGAAUGAAAAUGCAAGUGUUUUCUGCGAAUAACGUAUCGGGUUCCACAUAUCAUACGAUCUCAGAAUCUGAAGGAGCGGAGAUUCAUUCUUGAUUACCCUUUCGAGUUCGUUAAAAUUUUUGAAAUUACAGUGCCAUUGUGGAAGCUGUCAAGGUAGAUGGCCUUCAGAGGCUAAGUUCAUCUCUGGAGCCAUUGUUUCGACGAAUUGAGAUUUCAAAGACGAGGAUUGGACGAGAGAGCGUUUCGAGAGCUUCCAAGUGAGAGAACGCGAAGGGAAACGCCAAAUCUUGUCCGGCAAAAUGCAACUGACGCCAAAAGGAGGUGUCAGAACUCUCGGAGAGCUAACUUGAACCAAUAACUCAAGCUGGAUCAGAAGCAGAAAGUUCAGACUCGGUGUUAAGGUUGCGUUCGGGUAUUGUGAUGGUUUUCGCAUCUGUGAAGCUAAGACCGAGCCUUUUGCCGUGAAAGAUCAUAGAGGAGAAUGGUAUUCGUAAGAGUUUUUCGCAUCGGUUUUUUCUGAAAUUUGCGUUGGUUAUGCAGUAUACAAGAAACACUGCAAUCUCAUCGAACUGCGAAUAGUUACACAUCUGUCUAUCAGUUACCUGCAUUGCCCUGCAACGUUCAGGACUACUCUUCAAUGGCGAGUUCCGUGGUUUCGGGUUCGUAUGACGUUGAAGACUGGUGCAAAACGAGAGCCGGGCAAGGGCUUGAAGCCGUUUUCGCUUAGGAAAUCCGACUCAGGAGCUCGGAAAUGCUCGAGAGCGACGAUAUGCAGAAGCUUCUCAAGACUUUUGGGACCGGUGCGAACACGAUGGGGGUAUCCGCCAUCCCUUACAAGGCUCAGAUCAAUAAUGGGUACGGGAGAUAAAGCGGUAGAGGUUCGGGAAAGGCGGUGAUUGCCGGUCCGUUGAGAUGGGGAAUCUUCGUACGGAAGAAAGCUGCAGAGAGAAGGCCUCAGCUAGUGGAGAUUGACUGAGAAACCGAAACAGAGGAACUGAGAGGUCGUUAAUGGCGGAUCAAAAGCUGUGGAAGACUAUAUAUAUAUAUGUAUGUAUGUAUUGUGUUUGUGUGUUGUUCAUGUUUUGAUGAUAUUUAUUAUUUUCCACCUCUGGUGGGAUGACAUUUCGGGAAAAACUUUAUAGAUUUGUAUAAUCUAAUCAAUCAUAAACAGAAAAAA